Marmota flaviventris (yellow-bellied marmot) is the source of this 1741-nucleotide messenger RNA. RefSeq names its product tropomyosin 1 (gene Tpm1). NCBI's taxonomy places the organism in Eukaryota, Metazoa, Chordata, Mammalia, Rodentia, Sciuridae. The record is from RefSeq and is a predicted model, not a curated record.
AUGGACGCCAUCAAGAAGAAGAUGCAGAUGCUGAAGCUCGACAAGGAGAACGCCUUGGAUCGAGCAGAGCAGGCAGAGGCCGACAAGAAGGCGGCAGAAGACAGGAGCAAACAGCUUGAGGAGGACAUCGCGGCGAAGGAGAAGUUGCUGCGGGUGUCGGAGGACGAGCGGGACCGGGUGCUGGAGGAGCUGCACAAGGCGGAGGACAGCCUCCUGGCCGCCGACGAGGCCGCCGCCAAGCUGGAAGAUGAGCUGGUGUCGCUGCAAAAGAAACUCAAGGGCACUGAAGAUGAACUGGACAAAUACUCUGAGGCUCUCAAAGAUGCCCAGGAGAAACUGGAGCUGGCGGAGAAAAAGGCCACUGAUGCUGAAGCUGAUGUAGCUUCUCUGAACAGACGCAUCCAGCUGGUUGAGGAAGAGUUGGAUCGUGCUCAGGAGCGUCUGGCAACAGCUUUGCAGAAGCUGGAGGAGGCUGAAAAAGCAGCAGAUGAAAGCGAGAGAGGUAUGAAAGUCAUUGAAAGUAGAGCCCAAAAGGAUGAAGAAAAAAUGGAAAUUCAGGAGAUCCAACUGAAAGAGGCCAAGCACAUUGCUGAAGAUGCCGACCGAAAAUAUGAAGAGGUAGCCCGUAAGCUGGUCAUCAUUGAAAGUGACCUGGAACGUGCAGAGGAGCGGGCUGAGCUCUCAGAAGGCAAAUGUGCCGAGCUUGAAGAAGAAUUGAAAACUGUGACCAACAACUUGAAGUCACUGGAGGCUCAGGCUGAGAAGUACUCUCAGAAGGAAGACAAAUAUGAGGAAGAGAUCAAGGUCCUUUCUGACAAGCUGAAGGAGGCUGAGACUCGAGCUGAGUUUGCGGAGAGGUCAGUAACUAAAUUGGAGAAAAGCAUUGAUGACUUAGAAGAGAAAGUGGCUCAUGCCAAAGAAGAAAACCUUAGUAUGCAUCAGAUGCUGGAUCAGACUUUACUGGAGUUAAACAACAUGUGAAAACCUCCUUAGCUGCGGCCACAUUCUUUUAUUUUAUUUUUUGUUGUUUUGUUUCUAAACACCUGCUUACCAUGAUACCCCUUAAAUGCAUUUUUAUUUACUUUUACCACCAUCACAGAAACAUCCACAAAACACCAGCUAGGGCAGGAGGUAGGGAGAAAACACCAAAAAAGGCAAGCCCAUGUUAGGGCAAUAAUGGUUUAAAUGUGCCAUUUCCCAGGUUGACAUUGCCACACUUUACGUAGAGUUUAGCCACACAGUUUGCUUAGUCAGUGGAAGACUCCUCACUGAAGCAGAAAGAUUUCCACUCAAAGUGCCAAUGAUAGGGGCAACAGGAAGAUUGAUGUCAGAGACAAUCAGUUGUGGAUUGGUGCUACUUUAAACAAAAUGUCCUCUGUGGUCUUUUGUUCAAUAUUGUACAAUUUAGAAUUUUGAACAACACUAUUUUGUCUUGAGUUUUACUGCAAGAUAAGACUAUGAUCCAGUAUGCCUGUGUUCACUGAAGCCAAGGGUUUGAAAGCCACACUGCUCUUCUAAGGCUUCCAUUCCUUUCUGAUUGGCACACUUGCAGCCCAUUACAACUACUGUAGAAUAGCAUUCAGUGUGGAUUUCCACUCUUUCCCAUUGUCCAUGUUAAAGUGAAAGGUUUAGGCACUACAUACAAUUGGUAAAGAAAAUACAUUUUCUUGAGAGUUAUAACUAUAUGUAAACAUUGUAUAAUGAUAUGAAAUAAAAUGCACAUUGUAGGACAUUUUCUAAA